AUGGCCGUGCCCGCCCGCACUUCCAACUCGUCUUCUUUGGCACAGCAGGAUGGACAAGUUCGCAAGACUGCCCAGCUGCAGAUCAUCGACGAGAACCAGCACUUCACGCCCAACCUAUCAAAGUACCUUACCAAGUGGAACUUGAUAGACAGUGGAUUCGACUACAAUGUCGUCGCCGUGUUCGGGUCGCAGUCAACGGGCAAGUCGACGCUCUUGAACCGUCUCUUCGGCACUACCUUCGAUGUCAUGGACAGCAAGCGCCGCCAGCAGACGACGAAAGGUAUCUGGAUGUGCCCAUCGGCGUAUUCGUCCGCCCUUGUCAUGGAUGUCGAGGGUACGGACGGCCGUGAGCGCGGUGAGGACCAGGACUUUGAGCGCAAGAGUGCGCUCUUCUCCCUCGCAAGUAGCGAGGUCUUGAUCGUCAACAUUUGGUGCCACCAGAUCGGUCUCUACCAGGGUGCCAACCUCGGCCUACUCAAGACCGUCUUUGAGGUCAAUCUCAGCCUCUUCGGCGGAAGCGCAGAAGCAGCAGCGCGGCCGAAGGAGAAGACGCUCAUCCUCUUUGUGAUCCGCGACCACUCGGGCUACACAACGAUCGACAGCUUGUCUGACACGCUCAAGGACUCCAUGGCCGAGAUUUGGCAGAGUCUCUCCAAGCCAACUCAUCUCGCGAACGCCAAGCUCGAGACAUACUUUGACCUGUCGUUCGCCGUCCUGCCGCACAAGAUUCACCAGCCCGAGAAGUUUGAGGCCGACGUCGUGGAGUUGAGGAAGCGUUUCGUGGACAAGACGCGCCCCGACUACGUUUUCCAGCCCGCCUAUCACAAGCGCAUUCCCGCCGAUGGCCUCAGCCACUACAUGGAGGGCAUAUGGGCGCAGGUCCUCGCUAACAAGGACCUUGACUUGCCGACGCAACAAGAGCUCCUUGCCCAGUUCCGCUGCGAUGAGCUCGCGGCUGGUGUCACCGAGGUGUUCAACGUCAGCGCCAAGACGGUGCGCCGUCCGAUUGAGAGCGGCAAGGUUGUACCUGGUCUCGGCAAGCUCAUGGCCGAGUGGUUGCAGGUUGCUCUGAGUGACUUUGACGCCGCUGCCUCGCGCUACCAUGUUGGCGUGUACACACGCAAGCGUCAGGACCUUGUUACCAACCUCCAUGCCGCCUUGUCGUCGCUCUACCUUGGCGAGCUUAAAAACGCGAACAAGGCCGCGUCGGCCAAGUUCGUAACCGACUUGGCUGCCGCGCUAAAGGAGCCAUCGUAUGACUUUGCCGAGGUUGUGUCUCGGUGCACGCGUGACGCCCGCGAGUCCUUCCUCUCUGUCGCCAAGGAGAGCACCGUCGCGGGGUCAGGGUGGGAAUACGAGCAGGAGCUGGCGAUGCUGGACGACAACCUUAAGGCAAUCGCGGACAAGUCGCGCGCGGACGAGACCAAGAAGAUGGUCAACGGCGUGGAGCGGACCGUCAAGAGGCAGCUUUACGAGCCAGUCGAGAUUGCGCUCAGCAAGCCCUCCCCUACCAUGUGGGACAAGGUCCUGGCGACAUACCGUGACGUGACGGACUCGGCUGAGAAGUCGUAUCUGAAGAAGGCCAGAGCAUACGACUGCACCGAGGAGGAGAAUGACUCGGCACUCAAGAGCCUGUUGACGCGCUCGUGGCUGGCACUCCGCCAUAAGCUGGAAGAGCAGACUGCCGAUCCAGUCGUGCUUUCCACGUUGCGCGACAACUUCGAGCAGCGGUUCCGAUAUGACGAGAACGGAGUGCCGCGUGUCUGGCGACCAGAGGACGAUCUCGAAGGCGCCUUCAAGAAGGCGCGCGACGAGACACUCACUCUCCUGCCCCUCUUUGCCAAGGUGGCGCCAGAGGAUGAGGAGCUGCUUCCGACCUUGCCUGUGCCAGACACCACGGACACCGACGCCGACCCCGAGAAGUUUGACCCCGACACCGCAUUUGUGCUCGUCAAGGCAUCUCGCCUCUCGCAGCUCGAAGCGCGAUUCAAGCGCGAGGCCGACGCCGCGUACGUCGAAGCCAAGCGCAGCAUGGUAUCAAGCAUCUCCCAGAUUCCGAUGUGGAUCUACGGCGCCCUCGUCGUGCUGGGCUGGAACGAAGCCAUGGCUGUCCUCUUUAACCCGCUGUACUUUGCCAUGCUCCUUGUCGCCGCCGCCAGCGCCUACAUCGUCCUGCAGCUCGGCCUCGCCGGCCCUAUCCUCCAGGUGACGCGCACCGUCGCAAACGAGGUCAAGAGGAUAGCGACCGAGAAGCUGCGCGAGGCGUUUGCCGAGCCCGCGCCGCAGCGCACGCUCGAGCGGCCCCACCUUGCUGAGCCGGUGGCCAACUCGAGCCGCCCUGAGAGACGGGGCCAGUUUGAGCAGUUUGAGCUUGAGGAGAAGUAG
Cutaneotrichosporon oleaginosum is the source of this 2385-nucleotide messenger RNA. The record is from RefSeq and is a predicted model, not a curated record. NCBI's taxonomy places the organism in Eukaryota, Fungi, Basidiomycota, Tremellomycetes, Trichosporonales, Trichosporonaceae.